CCUUUGCAGAACCGGCCAGGCACACUAUAAAUUCACCCUACCCUUCAUGUGAACUGCAGAAACCUUGGAGACACCUGGAGCAGCAGUGUUUCUUCCUGUACAGAACAAGCUUCAGAACAAUGGAUGCUUUAAAUAAAGCAAACACAAGCUUUGCUCUUGACUUUUUCAAACAGCAGUGUCAGGAGGAUGGUGACAAGAAUAUUUUGUUCUCCCCUUUAAGUAUUUCAUCUGCCCUGGCUACGGUUUAUUUGGGAGCCAGAGGUAACACUGCAGAUCAAAUGGCAAAGGUACUUCACUUUAACAAAGUUGAAGGAGCCAAAAACGUCACCACAACCAUAAGAAUGCAAGUCUAUUCUAGAACAGAAGACAGUCUAUCAAAUCGACGUGCAUGUUUCCAGAAGAAAGAAAUUGGUAAAUCAGAUAAUAUCCAUACUGGAUUUAAAGCACUAAACUUUGAAAUCAAUCAACCUACUGAAAAUUACCUGCUUAAAAGUGUCAACCAGUUAUAUGGAGAAAAAUCAUUGCCUUUCAGUAAGGAAUACUUACACUUGGCCAAGAAAUAUUACAAUGCAGAGCCACAAUCAGUUGACUUUGUGGGAGCAGCAGAUGAAAUCAGAAUAGAGAUCAAUUCCAAUGUUGAACAACAGACUGAAGGUAAAAUCCAAAAUCUUCUGCCUCCUGGAUCCAUAGAUUCACUCACCAGGCUAGUCCUGAUAAAUGCACUCUACUUCAAAGGAAAUUGGGCAACAAAGUUUGAAGCUGAAGCUACCAGGCAAAGGCCUUUCAGAAUAAACACGCAUACAACUAAACCAGUGCCGAUGAUGCACCUGAGUGACAAAUUUAACUUAAGCUACGUAGAAUCAGUCCAGGCUGAUGUUCUUGAGCUUCCGUACGUCAAUAAUGACCUCAGCAUGUUUAUCCUGCUACCAAGUGACCUCACCGGCUUACAAAAGCUGGAAAGAGAAUUGACUUUUGAAAACUUGUCUUCAUGGACCAACCCAGAACUAAUGGAGAAAAUGAAAAUGGAGGUUUAUCUGCCAAGGUUUACGUUGGAAGAGAAAUAUGACCUCAAGUCUACUUUGAGCAGGAUGGGGAUACAAGAUGCCUUCACGGAAGGCCAAGCUGAUUUCACAGGAAUGUCAAAGGACGGUGAUUUGUUUUUGUCACAAGUUUUUCACAAGUGUUACCUGGAAGUCAAUGAAGAAGGCACAGAGGCAGCAGCUGCCAGUUCAGCAGCACUGGCAUCACGAAGUCUUGGUGCUACUGUUAUUUUUGUGGCAGAUCACCCUUUCCUCUUCUUUAUCAGGCACAACAAGACCAAGACUAUCCUCUUCUUGGGAAGAUUCUCUUCCCCCUAGAAACUCAACAAUUACUAAACAGGUUAUUGCAACAACAAUACACACCAGGAAGAGUAUCUCAAUAGUCUGUGCACUUCUUAACUUUCCUUUACUGUUGACAAAUCUCUCAAUGUUAGAAGAGAGCAUAUAUUAAAAAUAACCAUGAAUUCAUGCCUCUGGCUCAUUUUCCUGUCCAAAGAACCUGAAAAUGCUAGCUUUACCCUGUAAGUACCAGACUGUGCAUGGAACAAUAUUGCUGUGUCUUUUCAGUACUUUCUGAACCAGAACUGCCACCAUUCAGAACAGGUUGAGUUGAUCUAAACAAGUAAUUUUCAAUAUAUGUGUUUUGGUACCUAAGAAGAAAAGAAAAUCUUCCUCCAGAAUGCUGCUCCAUCUCCAUUAGUUUCAGCUCACUAUGCUGAUCCCUGCAGGAGGGCUACCUCACCCACAUUCUUGUCAGUUUUUUUACCAAGUUUGUGGCCUGGCAGAGCUGAUAAUGAAAUAA
Messenger RNA from Lepidothrix coronata (blue-crowned manakin), 1842 nucleotides. RefSeq names its product serpin B10-like. Gene Ontology annotation, molecular function: serine-type endopeptidase inhibitor activity. The transcript is spliced from 8 exons. Bases 120 to 1358 code for a protein of 412 amino acids. Gene Ontology annotation, biological process: negative regulation of endopeptidase activity. The record is from RefSeq and is a predicted model, not a curated record. Lineage: Eukaryota; Metazoa; Chordata; Aves; Passeriformes; Pipridae.